This is a messenger RNA of Ceraceosorus guamensis, 456 nucleotides long. RefSeq lists its product as hypothetical. Lineage: Eukaryota; Fungi; Basidiomycota; Exobasidiomycetes; Ceraceosorales; Ceraceosoraceae. The transcript has a single exon. The coding region runs from base 62 to 316 and encodes 84 amino acids. The record is from RefSeq and is a predicted model, not a curated record.
ACCCGGCGCGCCCCUUGAGACGUCUGCUCCCCACACCAGCUGCCCAUGUGUUGCCGCAUGCAUGCCUCUGCAGAACCAUCAGGCACGCAUUUCUCGCAGCUUAUUGCGCUGCGCGUUUGCCGGACUCUCAACGCGCAGCCACGGCCAAGACCGCAUCCAGCCACAGCGCGGCUUUAACCAAGCGGUCGGAGGCGGAGAUCGGAGGGAUGUUCUCGAACUUGUUGCGCCAGGUCACGAGUGUGAACAUGCUGCGCUGCAAUUCAAAGAUUCCUUCCUGCGAGCGGCUCACGAUUCACGAUUGUCUGCGAACCCUUGACCUCACACACCGAUGCAGAUCACUCAGGGAGUCGGUCACACUCCAUUGGAAGAGCCUCUCCUGCCUCAGCAAAGAAAUGACACAGCCUGUCUCUCAUCAAAGCUCUUAGUCGUAUAGCAUACAGCCGGUGCAGACAUUCU